Spathaspora passalidarum NRRL Y-27907 is the source of this 1096-nucleotide messenger RNA. RefSeq lists its product as uncharacterized. The record is from RefSeq and is a predicted model, not a curated record. Lineage: Eukaryota; Fungi; Ascomycota; Pichiomycetes; Serinales; Debaryomycetaceae. The coding region runs from base 24 to 1037 and encodes 337 amino acids. Gene Ontology annotation, cellular component: nucleus; cytosol. The transcript has a single exon. Gene Ontology annotation, molecular function: mRNA binding; RNA 7-methylguanosine cap binding.
AUCUUUCUUCUUUAGCCAAAAGCAUGUCCGAACAACCAGAGGUAGCUCCCUAUGGAGGAUUCAUAACCAGAACUCUCGACGUAGAAAAAGAGAGAGAAGAAAAGUUGAAAGAACAAGCUAUUGAAGUCAAUGUUAAUAGCCACACUGAAAUCAUCAGACCUGAGGCCAUUUACAUCACUGGUGUAGACAGUUUAUCUACUGAUGACAUCAAGGCAUUUGUCGAUUACUACUUGAACUACAACGUUAUUGAAACUGUCAAUGAAGACGAGACAAAGAACAUCACUUAUGAACCACUUCCGUUUGAUGACCAAAUCCAAUUCAAGGUUGAAUGGAUUAAUGACUCAUCCGUCAAUAUCAGAUUCGAUACUCACGAAGAAAGUGCUAAGGCUUUACACAAAAUUUCCAUCACACAAGGUAAUCCAGAUGUAAUUGAUACAGACGAACCCCCUGUAAUUUCAUUUACCGACCCUCAAUACAUAAACAACAUUAUUCAAUUGCGAGAAUCAAAACCAUACACCCCUGUUAUUCAAUUCCGUAAACAGCAAAGCUUGGUGAAUAGAUUAGGGGUCAAGCCAGAGGCUGAAACAGAAAGCACUGAAAAAACUGAAAACACCGAAAACGCAGAAAGCGCUCCUGUCGAAGAAUCAGCUAUGGAAGAAGACGAAUCUUCGGUUGUUCUCUACACCAGACAAUCAUUCCAACUGGAUAGAAAAGUCAAGAAUGCUGCUCAAUACUCUCGUUACUACUUGAUCCAUGGUGAGCCGGAAAGAAAGCCUUAUAGAAAACACAAGAGAAGAAGAGAACCCAAACCUGAACCUGUCGAAGAGCAAGAACCAGAAGAGGACUUGUUUGCCGACAGAUUAUCAUUUAUCGAAAAUAGAAAAUCUCGAGAACCUUCCGCUAGAGCAGAACAAUUCGAUAAUGAAGAAGACUUAUUCGCGGACAAAUUAAGACAAAGGGAAAGAUCAAGAUCUCCAGUGAGAUCAGCCCAAAGAUCUAACUAUCGUCAUAGAUCGAACCGUUACAGAGAACGCUAGACGUUUGUACUAUUAUUGUAUCAAUCUUGUUUAAUUUUACAAAAGAACUGAAAUAUAUG